Prorocentrum cordatum is the source of this 1158-nucleotide messenger RNA. The record is from the annotation of a GenBank genome assembly. Lineage: Eukaryota; Dinophyceae; Prorocentrales; Prorocentraceae.
GACUGCCGCAGCCGCUGUGGCCCUGAAGAGCUCCCAGCGCGCGGAACGCGUCGCCGACGGGAGUUGGUUGAGGCCACCCGACAUAUGCCCUUGCGCGCCGCGCGGGCCCGGCAGCCAUGGGGCGCGCCGCUGGCCGCGCUGGGCAUCUCGCGCGCCCUGGCCGAGCCGCCGCCUGCCGCGCUGGGCAUUCACGGCGGCGGCGACCACGCGGCGGUGGCGAGCGCGGGUUGCGGACGCCCGCUGCCGCGCGGCGUGCGGAGGGGUAGCUUGUCUGGCGUGCUCAACCUGGCUUUCGAGGAUCCGCUCCACCCUGUCGGACGCCGCCAGUACGCACUCUACGUGCCCAAGGCUUACAACCCAGAUUCUCCCAUGCCGCUCUUGCUGGAUUUUCACGGCUUCUACGACGACGAUGAUAGCGAGGCUCACGAGGACGGUGUGCACUGGACCGCCGAGCUGGAAGGAUUCGCUGUCGCGUACCCCAACGGACUGGCGGACAACCCAGACGACCCCUCGGAUUGGUGGAACUCGUGGAACGGCGGAGGCACGAGUGGGAGCGACGCCGGCUUGUACGGCCAGACUUGCAUUAAAGAUCACAGUAAGUAUCCGUGUUACCGCAGCUGCGCCCGCGCGGGCGUGUGCAAGAUUAACGAGGGCAUGCGGCGAGAUUGCGGGUGUUCGGGCUGCGCUGAUGACGUCGGUUUCGUGAGUGCGUUGUUGACGCACUUGAAAAACGAGCUCUGCUUGGAUACGGAGCGCAUCCACGGCACAGGCAUGUCGAACGGGGCUAUUUUCUUAUACUAUCUUGCCACAACAGCGUCGGUUGGGCCCCAGUUGGCGUCCAUAGUUCCCGUGGAGGGCUCCUUCAUUCUCGGCUUCCUCGACCCGCCAAAGGUGCCGAUGCCCGUGAUAGACAUCCACGGGAUUCGCGACGAUUGUGUGCCCGCCAAUGUGUCCAAUUCGUGGGGGAAGUAUAAGAGGACGGGAUGCCCAGUCGACAGAGCCGGCCGCAACGGGUGCACUGUCGGCGACGACGGAUGGUUGUACCACCCCGUCCACGAGAUCAUGGCACGUUGGGCGACCGCGAACGGGUGCCCCGCCGACGGGAAGCCGACGCAGGCACCCACGCGCCAUGAUGGGAAACGGGGUGGUCGUGCGUGA